AUGACUCUAGUAGUGCGGGCUAUCACAGAACUCUUUCGUGCUGUUAAGCGCGAAGGCGAGGUCCAUCGACAGAUCUUAGCUUUUUCUAUCUCUCACGACCACCGAUCGAGAUUAGAGGAAAAACUAGCUAAGUAA
Molecule: messenger RNA, 135 nt
Organism: Metarhizium acridum CQMa 102
Lineage: Eukaryota; Fungi; Ascomycota; Sordariomycetes; Hypocreales; Clavicipitaceae
Source: RefSeq, a predicted model, not a curated record